GUCAGACCAAUCCUGCUUGCCUUGCUACAUUGCCUCCUUCCCUUGCCUCACUACCACACAAGGCUCGCGAGCUUUGCUCCUGCAAAAAGUGCUCUCACAAGGCACAGCCUUCCUUUUCUUCCUUUCUCCUACUUGACAGUGGAAAGCAAGCAGUACACGCCCACGAAGGUAGGUAACACAAGGUCUUCCUUUUCUCUGGACUUGUCCAUGGGGAACUGCAUGGAGAGAUGUGGAGGUACGAGGCAGAAGAAGGGAGAAGAGAGUGGGCCAGAGAAGGGGGAUGACGGAGGCUGCAAGGUUAAGAUCCUGCUGACGAGGAAGGAGCUGGAGUGGCUGGUGCUGCACUUGAAGAAGAACGGGGAGCAGAAGCUGGAGGAUGUGCUGAUGGAGAUGGAGAUGGAGAAGGAGAGAGGGAAAGGGAAAGGAAAAGGGUGGAAACCAACUCUGGAGAGCAUAGUGGAGAUCCCAGAGGUCCUGAUCAUUGACCACCCUGCUGUUUAAAUCACUUCCCUCAAGAACCUCUUGAUAGGUAUGACUCCAAUUGGGUACAAGCAAGCAUAUGAAUUGAGACUUGUUUUUUGUUUUUUGUUUUUAUCUCCAUGAUUUAAGUGAGAGGCACAAAUCUUCUGAUGGUAAGGUGCCUAAGAUGGAGGUCCUGUAAAUAUUUAAUAUUGUAGUUAUGUUUGAUCAGGAGUGAGUUACCGAUCUGAACACUUUAAUUAUAUAUUUGAGGACUCUACAUCUAAUAUGAGAUCAUUCAUUUGCA
Molecule: messenger RNA, 766 nt
Organism: Zingiber officinale
Lineage: Eukaryota; Viridiplantae; Streptophyta; Magnoliopsida; Zingiberales; Zingiberaceae
Exons: 1
Coding region: 208-501 (97 amino acids)
Source: RefSeq, a predicted model, not a curated record